AAGCGGCGCCCCGUGGCUGGGGCCCGGAGGGGGGGUGCUGGAGGGGGAGGGGAAGGAAAGUCUCCGGGGCCCGAGGCAGGGGAAGGCGACGGCAAGGACGACGGCGCACGACAGCACGAGGACUGCUCCCCUCGGCCGUGCGCUCCUACCCUAAGCACCAAGGCUUGAGCAGGUCCAGGGGGAGAGGCUAGAGAGCGAAGGGCGGUCCCAAAUCCGCACCGGUGCCAGGGCAUACCGGGCCAGCUCUGCGGCCCAGGCCUCACCUUGAGCUGAGAGCUGUCGGACACUGUUCACGAACUGCUCCAGAGCAGACGCCAUGUUUCCCCCCGCUGGUGGCCCGAGCAACAGAGGAGAAGGCGAUCAGCAUCUGGGAGUCAAAGGAUUUCUUCUUUGAACUUGAGCCUCUCCCUGGAGCCGUGGAAGCUGUGAAGCAGAUGGCCAAUCUACAGAACACUGAUGUCUUCAUCUGUACAAGCCCCAUCAAGAUGUUCAAGUACUGUCCCUAUGAGAAGUAUGCCUGGGUGGAGAAGCACUUUGGCCCUGACUUUCUGGAGCAGAUUGUGUUGACCAGAGACAAGACUGUGAUCUCAGCCGACCUUCUCAUAGAUGACCGGCCAGACAUCACAGCUCAUGACCCCUUCCCAGAAAGUAAGCAAGCCACGUAGCUGACAAGGCUGGCAGAGGGAGGCCUUAGGCACGGGGCUGAGCCACAUCCCAGCUGGGAGCACAUCCUCUUUACCUCCUGCCACAACUACCACCUGCAGCUGCAGCCCCCUCGCCGCAGGCUGCACUCAUGGGCAGACGACUGGAAGGCCAUCUUGGACAGCAAGCGGCUCCGCUGAGGACUGUACUAUGGCUCUCUCGUGGUUCAGCAUGGGGCUCACAGCUCACAACUGGACAGCAGGCAGCCCACUGAGGGUUAUGCUGCAGUUCCCUGGUACUUCCUGGAGGAUCCCAGUGAACACUUUGGUCAAAACAACGUCUGACACACUUCCCUUCUUCCCCUAGCCCAGCAAGGCCUUAACCUGAUAGUUGGGACGGGGCUAGAAGAAAGAUGCGUGUUCUCAGAUAAGUUGGUCUGACCUCAGGCAGAUGCCCCAUGCCACUGCCUCUCACUGUGUGCAAUAGGGGUUCUCUGAGACAUGGAAGUACCCUGAUCCAGGAUCUGCAAGACGAGGGGUGCCAGGGACAGACAGAUGACAACGGUUCCCCUGGCAGGCAUGUAGGUACCUCUACUGUAGAAUCUUGUCCAGCUUACAUACUUAGUCUUUCUGGAUUUCCAUGGCCACCAGGCUCUUUUGGAGGCCACCGAGACCCUCCCUACGGUCUCUUGCUCUGGUGUUCUUAGAUCCCAUUAACAGCCCAGAAAGGAGUCAGCAGGUGUGAAUAUUUGUUGCCAAUAUGAAAAAUAAAUGCUACUCACACAUA
Mus musculus (house mouse) is the source of this 1428-nucleotide messenger RNA. RefSeq names its product 5',3'-nucleotidase, mitochondrial (gene Nt5m). Gene Ontology annotation, biological process: TMP catabolic process; GMP catabolic process; deoxyribonucleotide catabolic process. The record is from RefSeq and is marked validated. The transcript has 6 exons. The coding region runs from base 435 to 665 and encodes 76 amino acids. Gene Ontology annotation, molecular function: 3'-nucleotidase activity; 5'-deoxynucleotidase activity; 5'-nucleotidase activity. NCBI's taxonomy places the organism in Eukaryota, Metazoa, Chordata, Mammalia, Rodentia, Muridae. Gene Ontology annotation, cellular component: mitochondrion.